This is a messenger RNA of Cyprinodon tularosa, 5910 nucleotides long. RefSeq names its product nuclear receptor subfamily 2, group F, member 6b (gene nr2f6b). Gene Ontology annotation, biological process: cell differentiation; anatomical structure development; negative regulation of transcription by RNA polymerase II. The coding region runs from base 1439 to 2659 and encodes 406 amino acids. NCBI's taxonomy places the organism in Eukaryota, Metazoa, Chordata, Actinopteri, Cyprinodontiformes, Cyprinodontidae. Gene Ontology annotation, molecular function: zinc ion binding; RNA polymerase II cis-regulatory region sequence-specific DNA binding; nuclear receptor activity. The transcript has 5 exons. The record is from RefSeq and is a predicted model, not a curated record.
GCAUUCUUUCUCUAUGUGUGUGUGGGUUUGGCUGCAGCCCACUCUGUGCUCUUUGACUCUGCUGGCCUUAUAAGGCAUCCAGAGCCAUGGCAACAGCAGUGCUUGAAUAGCAGUGUCAAAUCCCUCAGCACACAGACACACGCUCACUCUCCCUAAAGGAGGGAGAGAAGCGGAGGAAGAGGAGGCUAUCUCUGGGCUGCACUCCUUUGCUGAGUUUGGUUAGAAGAGAAAAGGGCGCUGUGUUUUUUUCCUGCCCUGUUGGGGCUAAUUUAUUCCUGCCUGGGCCAGGCAGAAAAACAAGAAAGGGAAGGAGCAGGAGAGGGAAGAGCGCAACAGUCUGGCAGCUGCAGCAGGGAGGUUCUGGUCUUUGGAUGUAACUGUGCGAUGGACAAGCUCUGACAAAACAAGAAAAUAGAGACAUGACUUUAAGGAAGGAGAGCAGCCUGUGACUGAGGAGAUUUCUCAACCCAGCCUUUGUUUUGGCUUGUUUUUUUUUCUCUGACAUUUGAUCCUCUGACCCCAUUGGCUUUGAAGGAGCAAGAGAAAACAAGAGUUUCGUCACAGAGGGCAGAGCAGGAGGACGUCUUUGGUUAACUUUGCUGCUACAGAAAGUAGCUGAGUCAGAAGAAACAUUAACUUAAGGUGUCAUUUCCAAAAAAUAGAAGAGAGGAAGAAUCAAAUAUUUGUUUUUUCAUUUUUUAAUCACCAUUGGCUGCAUUUAAAAAAAAGCCUCAACAAGUCAAGAGUGAGUCUGGACUGGAGGUGCUCAGAUCAGAAGAUAGCAGCAAGGUAGGAACUGGUUGGACAAGUUUAUAAGUUGGGGAAAGGGCAGGGCAGUUUAACCCUGCCUGAAGGAGAACUGUGUUGUAUUUUUCUCUCACCUGCCGGUCUGAUUGAGGGAAAGUAGAUCUAUGCUGUUUUUCAUCAUGGUGAAGGGUAGGUGAGGCGUUUUUUUUAUCUACGUUUUGCAGCAGAUGUUGUAGACAACGGGUGAGAGCGAAAGAGAAAAAGUCAAAGUGAAAUUUAUUGUUUCCUGUGAAAAGAGCAGGGCUGCACCCUUUACUCCUGCCUGAACUCUGAACCACUUAAUGUGUGUCUGAAGUUUUUUUUUUCUUAGAGCUCAAGAGCCAUUGAUCAGAGGUCAGGGCUGAACAUAAGAGGAGAGAGAGAGAGAGAGCAGAGGGAUUAAAGAACGGAGAGGAAAAAUAUAGAAGAGGAAGGAGCUCCGGGGUCAAGUCAGCCAGACAAGCAAAGGGGAGAAAGGUCAACGCAGGCGAGGCUCCUGCCUUCAGAUAUCUCAGGACAAAGCUGGUUGAAUCUAAACAAGGAGUCCUGGUGUCGGAGUUAGGAAUCAGUCCUUCAAACUUCCUGGGGAAGAGAAAAGCCCGGUGGACAGAGCAUAAGGUCCGUUUAUGAUCCUCUCACUGGAUCAGAGAAUAUGGCCAUGGUGAGCGGGGGAUGGGGCAACCCCAACGGUGACACUAAUGGACUGGGAGAGAAGGCUUACCAGAGGAGGGAGGAGGACAACGACUCACCCCAGGCUGGCAGCAGCGACGUGGACGUUGGGGACGAGGACAAGGCAGGCGUGGUGGACUGCGUGGUGUGUGGGGACAAGUCCAGCGGUAAGCACUACGGCGUGUUCACCUGCGAGGGCUGCAAGAGCUUCUUCAAGAGGAGCAUCAGGAGGAACCUCAACUACUCCUGCAGAUCAAACAGAGAAUGCCAAAUUGACCAGCAUCAUCGGAACCAGUGCCAAUACUGUCGUCUGAAGAAGUGUUUCCGUGUCGGGAUGCGCAAAGAAGCUGUCCAGCGGGGUCGACUCCCUCCUACUCACUCAGGUAUCAGUCCCAACCCGCUGUCUGGAGGGGCUGGUGGUCCUGGUCCAGGUCACCUCGGGGCAGACUACUUCAAUGGGAACCCGGUGUCAGAGCUCAUCUCCCAGCUCCUCCGGGCCGAGCCGUACACCAACAGCCGUUACGGAGCCCCCUACGCCCAGGCGCAGAUGCAGGCAUCAGCAGGCGGGGCGUCCGUAAUGGGCAUCGACAGCAUCUGUGAGCUGGCUGCCCGCCUCCUCUUCAGCACCAUCGAGUGGGCCAGAAACAUCCCAUACUUCCCAGAACUCCCAGUCUCAGAACAGGUAGCGCUACUGAGACUGAGCUGGAGUGAGCUGUUCAUCCUGAACGCGGCUCAGUCCGCCCUGCCGCUGCACAUGGCUCCUCUGCUGGCAGCCGCCGGCUUCCACUCGUCCCCCAUGUCUGCGGAGCGGGUGGUGUCGUUCAUGGACCAGGUCAGGGUUUUCCAGGACCAGGUGGACAAGCUGAACCGGCUACAGGUGGACUCAGCCGAGUACAGCUGCCUGAAAGCUAUCGCCCUCUUUUCCCCUGAUGCAUGUGGCCUGUCAGACCCCGCCCACGUGGAGUCCCUACAGGAGAAGGCCCAGGUCGCCCUGACGGAGUACGAGAGGCUGACAUACCCCAGUCAGCCGCAACGCUUUGGCCGCUUGCUGCUGCGCCUCCCUGCUCUGCGCGCCGUUCCUGCAAAUCUCAUUUCCCAACUCUUCUUCAUGAGGCUGGUGGGAAAAACACCAAUCGAGACGCUGAUCCGAGACAUGCAGCUCUCAGGGAGCUCCAUCAGUUGGCCGUACGCUGCAGGACAGUAAAGGACCCCUUCAGAGAGAGACAGACUGAGAUCAGACUUUAAGAAGGCAUCGCCAGGACUCCAUGCUGUGACUUUCAUAUCCUAACUAAGGAGACAUUUUCCCUCUCUAUUCCUGUGAAAUUAGACUGGAAUGACAGUAAGGUUAUUUGAUAGAAACGCUGCGUUAUUGUCCUGAUGUAUGUUUGCAGCACUUGUCAGUCGUGUUCCCUCCUCUGGCUGAUCUCGCUUCGUCUCGUUCUCUGAUUGAACAGGGCCUUCAUUAAACUGCUCUCUCACAUGAGGCCAUGUGCCUCUUCUACCUCCUCCCAUAUGACACCCCAAUGUGACUCUUGUUGAACCCAGGCUCUGUGUGCUCUACCUUCUUUGUUGUCCAGUCUAAAUUAAGCCAUAGCAGCCAUGGGCACUGCGACAUACAGAUCAAAGCUGGGAGGCGUUGGAGGGAUCAUGCAGAAGCUCUCAUGUGUAUAUCAUGAAACCAGGAGAUAGAUGAAUGAAUGAAUGAAUGAAUGAAUGAAUGAAUGAAUGAAUGAAUGAAUGAAUUGUCUGCAGCCUGGGCGAUGGACUUUGUCAUCCUCAGUUAUGUAAAUACAAGUCUGUUACAGUGCUGUGAAAAAAGCAUUUGCCCCCUUACAGAUUUCCUUUGUUUUUGGCUUGUUGGAAUUCUUCCCAUAAAACCCAUCUGUAUUUAGUCCAGGCCUGGACUGCCCGUUGUUUUUUUGAAUUUACUUUAUUCAAAUUUAUGGCUUCAUAAUUUUUGGCAGGACAUCCAGGUCCUAAAGCAGAGCAGUCCCAGCCCAUCACACUACCAUCCUGUGUAAGAGAAUCUUUUUCGCACACCUUCCACUAGGUCCCGCUUUUGGCCUAAAUACCCUAAAUGCAUUUUCCCAAAAACUCUUAGGGGACAUUAGGACAGAUGUCAGAGGUGCUCAAGUCCAGUCCUCAAGAGCUACUAUCCUGCAACUAUUUGAUGCAACCAUUUUAACACACCUGAAUCAAAUGAGUGGCUCAAUACCACGCUUCUGCUGGGCUAAAUGAAGGGAUUAAGGUUUUGGAUUCAGGUGUGCUAGAGAGGAGAUGCAUCUAAAAGACACAAGAUGGUAGCUCUUGAGGACUGGACUUGAGCACCCUUGAUCUAUUUCUUUUUGACUAGUUUGUCUUUUAAAGGCACACUGUGUAACUUUUGGCCACUAGGGUACCAGAGUUUCUUCAGAGUGUCUUGAGACGAAGUGAGCGUGAGUUAAACUAUCACGACAGCACUAAAAGGCUUACGGCGUGAGGUCCGUAGGUGGGAAAUGCAGGAGCUUGCAGUGAGGAAGGUGGUUGCCAUGCAGGAAGAGGCUCGCGAUAGAGGGCAGGACUGACCUGAUGAGUCUGCGCUGUGGCGGAAAGUGACAGUCAGCUGGGCGUCGCACUGAUGGAGCACAGGCAUGACAGCUUGAAUCUCUGAGAGGCUGAGGAAGGGACCAGAGGCUGACCUGCUCAGCAAAGAUCUGUGACUCGUGGCGCUCAGAGGUGGGAUUCGGAGCCAAACAACCAUGUAUGGCUAGCAGGAGAAAAACAAAGGCUGGACACAGAAACCACUGCAACACCCUGACAACAUCAAAAUAAUAACAAAGAUAUAUGAUUGUAUACUAGGAGCAAAGUGUUAACUUCUACUCUAAUAAUAAAGUUGAGAAAAGAGAAUCGGUUUUAAAUCCAGCUUCUUCUUUCAGCCUGCGCCAACAAAUAAACUCAUUUCCAUGUUUCACGUUUUUCUUUUUAGCCUCCUUAGAAGGUUUAAACUUUUUCCUUGCCUCAGACAUGACCAGUAGUCGAGCAGGCGGGAAAACUAGUAGAGCAAAAGCGUUAGCUCAAUGACUAUAUGAGAGCCUGUGCCCAUAAAGCUAUACUUUCUUUCAGGUCACAUGACCUGGCCAAUGACGGUCCGUCAUCUCCCAGCUUACAUAGUCAGUAUUUGAAGAAUGGAGACCCGCUUGUAGAAUUGAUAGUAUCAAGCGCUGUAUAUUGGCUUAAGGAAUGAUUUAAAAUAACUCAUAUGCCUCAACUAUUUAGGCGACAAAGUCCAUAGUGUGCCUUUAAAUCAUCAAAGUGGGUCUAAGCCGAGGGAUUUGGUGUCUGCUCUGCUCUGCUUUUUGUGACCUCCUGGAUUUGUUUCUGAAGUAAUUUUCUUGUUAGCUUUUCCUUGGAAGGCUAAUCCCUGUUCCAUGUUUUCUCUCAUUUCUGGUUUAUGUCUCAGCGUGUUGUUUCCAGGGGUCUCAUAGUUCAAGCCUACUUCAUGCCGCCAAACAGGUUCUGUUUCAAAAAUUGGUUUAUUCUACAGUUCUAACAGUAAUCAGACCUUGGUUUCUGGUUAAUUUUCAACAUUAUUCCCCUCCUGAAAAAAAGUCAUCAUUUAAAACCAGCUUUUUGUUUUUCCUCAGAUCACCUUAGCUGAAGUUAAAAUGUGUUUGUCGAUCUGAAACAUUUAUAUCUGUAUUUCUAUAUCUGUAAGGAGGGAAAUUCUGUUCACAGCAUUGUAUAGAGAUGAAAAGGGUUAGUUUGGCACUUCUUUAGUAAUUGCAUCAGCGUUUUCUGAAGAUGGGGACCUAUGGUGUUUUAUUGACGACCAAUGUAUUUAAAACACACCCUGGUUGUUCAGAAAGUCACAUCCCUUUGGGACUCUAUUACCUCAUGUUUUCUUCAUGACAGACAGAGAUUGUAUGGUGAACUUUGGUGUUGACUAUAAAGGGAUCAACCGAGGCAUCAUUACUCCCCGAAGAUUUAAAAAUAUGUUUAAAGAUCCUAUAAGCUUCAUGUGGGAUGAUGCUUGACUCAAGUGAAUUUUGCAUUCUGCUCUUUUUGCUUUUAUAAAUGUUGAGGAACAUAAUCUUCAUUUUCUCCAACAGUUCCAAUCCUCUUUAAAGAGGUAACAGCCAUCCUUUAAUCAUAAUUAUGUGAUGAUGAAAGGUACCUUCAUGUUCAGGUGGGCUGUUAGGAUCCAGGUAUUUUAUAGACUAUGAACCACAGCUCAGUGGAAAUAAACGUAUUUUUGCCAAAAUGAUUGAUAAAAACUGUGUUCCUAAAGCUUAGUUUUGAUGUGACUUAUUUUUCCUGUUAUAUGAUAAAAAAGGCAGUGAUAGCCAUGAUCCCUGGUGCAUCGGUUUGUGCUUAUUUGUUAGUAUUUUGACUUUAGUGAUUUAUCUGUGGAAGCAGCUUAACAUGUAAAAGAAUCAUGUCUCUAUGACCAUGCCAAAACUAAAAAUCGCAAAAGAA